This is a messenger RNA of Metarhizium album ARSEF 1941, 1116 nucleotides long. RefSeq lists its product as uncharacterized. Gene Ontology annotation, molecular function: glycosyltransferase activity. The transcript has a single exon. NCBI's taxonomy places the organism in Eukaryota, Fungi, Ascomycota, Sordariomycetes, Hypocreales, Clavicipitaceae. Gene Ontology annotation, cellular component: Golgi apparatus. The record is from RefSeq and is a predicted model, not a curated record. Bases 1 to 1116 code for a protein of 371 amino acids.
AUGGCUCAUGGAUGGUCUCCUGCCCUACUCUUCGCGCGAAGACAUCGUCUCAAAGUCGGUACCGUAGCGAUCCUGAUAUGCGUCGUCUACUUCUUCUACCUGGCUCCCAUUGCCAAAUCGUCAACGUCCAUUCAGCCAAGCCGUGGUAUUCCAACGCCCGACUUGCAGACCUUCAAAUCCCAUGCGAUUAACAACACCGUGGUCAUUGUCCCGGUGAACACGGGCAUGCUCCACUUGGUGGAAAACUUGCUCUGCUCUCUGUCAGCAACCUCUUUCGAUCCAAACUCCAUCGUGUUCUGGGCCCUGGACGAAGGGGCGCAGGCCACGUUGCGUGGCAGGGGCUUUGCCACAUAUCGAGAUGCGUCCCUGUGGGCCGAGAGCGGCAAUCUCAACGCCCACGGCAACAGUCCAGCCUACCAUCGCAUGAUGCGCCAACGCCCGCGGUUCUACAUGGAUUUUCUAUCCACAGGUCAUGAUCUCCUCAUGAUCGACGCCGAUCUAGUGUUUUGGCAGUCGCCCCUUGUCAUCAUGCCGCAGAACGACACUGACAGAGAGGCCGUCGACAUGGUCUACAGCACCGAUGCGAGAGAAUUCUACACCAGCCAUGAUGCUUUCCACGACGAGUAUCGCAGGGGCUCACUUGUGCCGCCAAUCUGCAAUGGGUUGUUCUGGAUGAAGAGCAACAACGAGACUAUUUCGCUGUGGUCGGAGAUGCUACAGGUGUUUGAAGAUUCAUCGUGGAUGACGAAGAUCUAUCGGGAUCGAGUCUUCCAGGAUGACCAGCGCGGCAUGGAUGUGCUGCUGAAUGACGGGCGAGCAGGACUUGUCGGGCCACUGCCAAGCGGCAUCACAGAAGACAUGAUGCCCGAAAGCAACCGCGAGAAGAGGAGACUAAACGUCAGAUUACUUGACCAAACCCAAGUCGUCAAUGGACAGUUGUUCAUGUUCCGGGAAAACACUUACGCCGAGAGCUUAAAGCAACUCCGUGGCGAGGGAAAAGAUCGCAUUGCCGUGCACAUGAACUGGAAUACAGAGAUCAUCACGAAAGAAGAGGGAGCCAGAAAGAAGAAAAUCUUCUUUAUAGACGACAAUGGUCGUUGUAAAGUAGAGACGUAG